UUAUUGUCGUUUCAUUCGUACGAGUGUCGUUUGGUCUCAGCACACGGACGUACAUCGCAGCUGGUGGACCAUAAAGACAAUUUACUGGUGAUUGUGAUCGGCCGUUUCGCGGGUUUCUCUGCAAAGCCACGACGCGAACGAGCACUGAAUGACUGAAUCGCACCUGCCGCGGAGCAUGGUCAACAAAGACUGAUCCAGCACUGCGCUUGUGCGCCGACAAACCGAGCCAGGCUGCACACGAUUCCUCAAAGAAAUUAAUUUAUUUAAAAGCCCUCCGUGCACGUAAGAGGCUCCUGCUGCUGGAGGAGAAGGUUUGCGUGCACGAAAUGUGAAGGUUGGACUUGGAUGCUGCAGGCCGAACCCAACCGAUCCGCGCCUGGCAGGUUUAAUUAUAGCAGGCUUGCUUGCGCGUCUUUGGCUCGGAUAUCCAAUACUAGAUAUUGCAACUGCUCGGAGAAUAUCGGGCCUGAAUUGGUGCUUUAGUAAUAAAAAAGAAAAAAGCAAAAAACCUUUACAAACACAAUCAUACGUCCUGGUGAGACCAGUUUGAUGGUCACCGUCAGCAGUCCCGUGUGGUCAAUGUUCCCAUAAAAAAAAAAUAGCAUUAUGUGGGUCAUUCCCGAAGAUGUGUUACUUGCGGGUGCGUUAUGGAUCACCGAGAGAGCGAACCCAUAUUUUAUCCUCCAGAAACGGAAGGGCCACGGGGAUGGAGGCGGGGGACUGGCGGGUUUGCUUGUUGGGACCUUGGACGUUGUUCUGGACUCAAGCGCUCGGAUGGCCCCAUACAGGAUCCUCUACCAGACUCCUGACUCUUUAGUUUACUGGAUCAUCGCUCAUGGAACCUCCCGUAAAGAGAUCACAGAGCACUGGGAAUGGCUGGAACAUAACCUGCUGCAGACUCUCUCCAUUUUUGAGAAUGAGAAUGACAUUACAACCUUUGUCAAAGGAAAGGUCCAGGGCAUCAUUGCGGAGUACAGCAAGAACCACGAUGUCAAAGAAGACGAUGACACGGACAAGUUCAAGGAGGCUAGCGCUAAGUUUCGCAAACUGUUUGGGAUGCCUGAUGAAGAGAAGCUGGUCAACUAUUAUUCCUGCAGCUACUGGAAGGGAAAGGUGCCUCGACAGGGAUGGCUCUACCUCAGCAUCAACCACCUCUGCUUCUAUUCCUACUUACUGGGAAAAGAAGCCAAACUGGUGGUGCGUUGGGCAGAUAUCACCCAGCUGGAGAAGAGCGCCACCCUUCUUCUGCCUGAUGUGAUCAAGGUGAGCACACGCACCAACGAGCACGUCUUCUCCGUCUUCCUCAACAUCAACGAGACUUUCAAACUGGCGGAGCAGCUGGCCAACAUCGCCAUGCGGCAACUGCUCGACAACAAAGGCUUUGAACAGGACCGCUCGCUGCCCAAGCUCAAGAAGAAGUCACCCAAGAAGGUGUCAGCACUCAAGAGAGAUCUGGAUGCGAGAGCUAAAAGCGAACGCUACCGGGCGCUCUUCCGGCUGCCCAAAGAUGAAAAACUAGACGGACACACAGACUGCACCCUGUGGACUCCCUUUAACAAGAUGCACAUUCUGGGACAGAUGUUUGUUUCCACCAACUACAUCUGCUUCACCAGCAAGGAAGAGUCUCUGUGUAGCCUCAUCAUCCCCCUACGCGAGGUGACCAUCGUGGAGAAGGCAGAUAGCUCCAGUGUGCUGCCCAGCCCACUCUCCAUCAGUACCAAGAAUCGCAUGACUUUCCUGUUUGCCAACCUCAAAGACCGAGACUUCCUAGUGCAGAGGCUGUCCGACUUCCUGCAGCAAACCACCUCCAAGAUUUACCUGGAAAAGGAACUCACUGGCAGCCUAAACAGCUCAGAUGACGAGGUUUACUCCCAGCAUGGAUCCCUGCUCUCCAGCAGUCCUCAGCACAGUUUGAGUUCAGAAGGCGAGCGUAAAUUUAACCUGAAUGACAGCAGCGUGCCCACAGCCACACAAGCCCUCAUGACCAUGUAUCGCCGCAAUUCCCCCGAAGAGUUUAAUCCUAAACUGGCGAAGGAGUUCCUGAAGGAGCAGGCAUGGAAGAACCACUUCACUGAGUAUGGACAGGGAGUGUGUAUGUACCGCACAGAGAAGACGAAGGAGCUCGUUCUCAAGGGGAUUCCUGAGUGCAUGAGAGGAGAGCUCUGGCUGCUUUUCUCUGGGGCGAUCAACGAGAUGACCACUCACCCUGGAUAUUAUGAAGACCUGGUGGAGAAAUCGAUGGGCAAAUACAACCUGGCAACAGAGGAGAUUGAGAGGGACCUGCACCGCUCUUUGCCCGAGCACCCAGCCUUCCAGAACGAGAUGGGCAUCGCUGCCCUGCGCAGGGUCCUCACUGCCUACGCGUUCAGAAAUCCCAACAUCGGAUACUGUCAGGCCAUGAAUAUUGUGACAUCAGUGUUGCUGCUUUAUGCCAAAGAAGAGGAGGCUUUUUGGCUGCUUGUGGCACUCUGUGAGAGGAUGCUGCCUGACUACUACAAUACCAGGGUUGUAGGAGCCCUCGUCGAUCAGGGUGUGUUUGAGGAGCUGGCCCGUGAGUACAUUCCUCAGCUGUAUGACUGCAUGCAGGACCUUGGCGUCAUCUCCACUAUUUCGCUCUCCUGGUUCCUCACCCUUUUCCUGUCCGUCAUGCCAUUCGAGAGCGCGGUGGUGGUGGUGGACUGUUUCUUCUAUGACGGGAUCAAAGUCAUCUUUCAGUUGGCGCUCUCUGUGCUGCACGCCAACAUCCAUCAGUUGCUGGGCUGCAAGGAUGACGGGGAGGCCAUGACCGUACUGGGGAGGUAUCUGGACAGUGUGACCAAUAAGGACAGCACCCUCCCUCCCAUCCCUCACUUGCACUCUUUACUCACAGAUAAUGGAGAACCACAUCCAGAGGUGGACAUCUUCAAACUGGUCCGCAGCUCCUAUGAGAAAUUUGGUUCUAUUCGCGCCGACGUGAUUGAACAGAUGCGUUUCAAACAGAGACUGAGGGUCAUCCAAACUAUUGAGGAUACAACUAAACGCAAUGUGGUCAGAACUAUUGUAACAGAGACUGACUUCAGUAUCGAUGAGUUGGAGGAGCUCUAUGUGCUCUUCAAGGCAGAGCACCUAACCAGCUGUUACUGGGGCGGCAGCAGCAACCCCACGGAGCGCCACGACCCCAGCCUGCCGUACCUGGAGCAGUACCGCAUCGACGUGGAACAGUUCAAGGGUCUCUUCAACCUGCUGUUCCCUUGGGCUAAUGGAGCCCAUUCGGAUCCCCUCGCUGUACGCUUUUUUCGUCUUCUUGACCAAAACGCAGAUGCCCUCAUCAACUUUCGGGAGUUCAUCACCGGCUUGGGUGUUCUGUGUCACAGGGACCUCACUGAGAAGCUAAAGCUGCUCUACAAGAUGCAUGUCCUGCCUGAAAUGACUCAUGAACAAGAAGAACCUGACUCUGCAUUUGAAGCCACUCAGUACUUCUUUGAAGACAUCACUCCAGAAACAUCCAUCGGCCAUGACUCGAAGUGCAGAAAUGAGAAGGAUGACGGCUUUGUCAGAGUGACAUUCAAAACAGAAAAAGUCAAGAAACUGAACACUCCUGAUUACCGCCAUUACCUGAAGCUGUGGAGCCAGGAGACGAAACCUAAACGAGAAAACACAAAAGACCUCCCAAAGCUGAACCAGAGCCAGUUCAUCGAGCUUUGCAAGACCCUCUACAGCAUGUUCAGUGAAGAUGUUGCAGAGCAAGAGCUCUAUCACGCUACAGCAACAGUCACCAGUCUGCUGCUGGAAAUGGGAGAGGUGGGAAAGCUCUUCUCCUCCUCUUCCAGGAAGGACCACAAUCAGGAGGGGACGUCCGAGUUGAGCAUGUGCACGAGAGAUGUGUCAGAUCCUAAAAGCACACACGAGGUUCAGGAUCUGGAGGACAUUUUUGUCCCUCCAGGUCUUGAGAAUAAGCCGAGCCCCUGUGAAGAGGGAAAAGGGGAUGAAGGGAGCGAGCAGCUGCCCCCUAUGCAAGACAUCAAGCUUGAGGACUCGUCUCCUAAAGACACGGGAACUUCCUCUGCUAUGCUCAUUUCGGAUGAUGAAACCAAAGAUGACACUUCAAUGUCAUCUUACUCGGUGCUCAGCGCGGGUUCCCACGAGAUGGACGAGAAGCUGCAGUGUGAGGACAUCGCGGACGACACAGUGCUGGUGCGCAGUGACAGCGGCUCCAAUGGGGAGAGAAGUAACCGGCCUCUUGGUGGGGGGCUGCACGACAGAGGCCUGCCUCACAGCACGAGCAUCGACAAAGACUGGGCCAUCACGUUCGAGCAGUUCCUGGCUUCUGUCCUCACCGAGCAGGCCCUCGUACGUUACUUUGAGAAGCCAGUGGACGUGGCAGCUCGCAUAACCAACGCCAAGAAUGCCAAGAAAGUUGGGCGUCCCCUACUGUCAACAAGUGACUAUGAGAUCUCGCUGUCUGGGUGAGGCGUUAUCACUAAAAGACUGUUCUAAAAGAUUAUAAGUCGUGUUUGUAAGAAGACUGAAGGUAAACGUGUGUGUGUGUGUGUGUGUGUGUGUGUGUGUGUGUGUGUGUGUGUGUGUGUGAGAGAGAGAGCGAGAGAUAGCUGAAUGAAUGAGACCAAAACUUCUCUUAGCAAUGUAUUUUAAAAUAAAUUAAAGACUUUUACAACAAUCACUAGUUUCUGUCCAGUGGAGAAGGAACAGAAAAUGAAUAUUAUGGUUUGCUCAGAUGAAAUCAAUGUGUACGUCGUAGCUGUACUUUAUAAAAUAUUAUGCAUAGGUGUUAAUACUGUAAUCUCUAGUACUCUUAGGCUAUGUAGAUGUAAAUGUUAGUACAGUUCCAAACUGGGAUAUUGAUAGUCUACAGUGCAUACGAUCACCUAACAUUAUAUCAAACUGUUGCUUCCUUACUUUACAGUUCCACUGGCUGCUAAUCAUGACAUUUGUUUAUCAGUGGGUGAAACUAUGGGGGGGGCAUUGAAAAUUCAAUUUUCAUGUUUUCAUGUAAACUCUUCAGUACCUCAUAAAUUUAACUGUCACCGGCAAAUUUCAUAUGCACAUUUGUAUCUUCCUUGAUGUUCACUUUCAAAAAAUAAGGUCCCCUUUAAACUUCCCAGUUCACUUUAUCCAGUUAUAAUAACUAGUAGCAAAAUCUGUAUAAUAAUAGUAGUAAUCAUCCUAAUGAUAUGAGGGGAAGAAAGGAAAAAAAAAAAUAACCCACAUCCAGUUUUUCUUUUUGAUUAAGAAGAAAAUCAGUCCUGCCUCUACAGUUACUACAGACACAAAAGUUGGUUGAUGUUUCAGGAACUUGAAGGUGUGUUUAAAAAAUGAGUACACUAAAAUACCGUUAAGAGCCUGCACUCUUUGUUUACAGCAAAAUCCACUAAGAUUUGCUUGCCUUCAGCCUAGCUGUUGUCUGCACUCCAAACUUUUUUUUUUUUUUUUAACAUUUUGAUCUUUUAUGCGCUGUACAUUUUUACUUUGCUUUUUUUUUUUUUUUUUUUUUUAAAUGAAGUCGUUUUU
Archocentrus centrarchus (flier cichlid) is the source of this 5508-nucleotide messenger RNA. RefSeq names its product TBC1 domain family, member 9 (with GRAM domain) (gene tbc1d9). Bases 607 to 4449 code for a protein of 1280 amino acids. Lineage: Eukaryota; Metazoa; Chordata; Actinopteri; Cichliformes; Cichlidae. Gene Ontology annotation, molecular function: calcium ion binding. The record is from RefSeq and is a predicted model, not a curated record. The transcript has 21 exons.